AAAUAAAAUAUUUUGGUAGACAUUAUGAUGUGUUUAUUUUAAAUAUUUUAAAAAGAUUUAUCAAAUAUAAGUUUUAAAGAUCUUUUUAUUGAAGAUUUCAAAAACUAAACGAAAAACGUGACAAAAGUAUAUAGAAGAUUGUGCGCGUUCAUAAAAAAAAGGAAGCGUGUGUGCAUAAAGGCUCGUCAUUCCCUACAAGAAGAAAAUCUGGUCUUUCUGUUUUAUUCCAUUGGUGGAACGGUUCUCCAGUUCAAAAAAAGAUAUCUAAAUGUGUUCCAUAGCGAUGCCAGCUGAAUUGCUUCUGGGGCAUAGUCCUCCAGUGUAUAGCUCGCUGCUAUACAGUCCCUUGGUGGUAACGGCACCGACAAUUACUAGCAGGUCGGUACCACCCAGGAUAAGGCCAUGUCUGUCAUCUGGUUCCUUGGCCAUAAACAAUAUUCGAAACAAUAAUGACGGUAGUAAUAAACAAAAGAAAAGAGUGGUGUUUGCCGAUGACCGUGGCCGUCCUCUUACUCAGGUACGUGUAAUGUCGGAACCCAGUAACGUGCCACCUCUGUGGAGCACAGCUUACUUGGCAGGAUUAACAGGGCGACUUUUAAAUUCGAAAAUUGAGAAUGAUCAAUCUAUAGAACUUGUGUCACCUUGGCAAGUAACUUUCCCUCAACCGGCGAGCGAUUAUUUAGCCUUCCGUCAGAAACUCGAUCAGGAGAAUGUCAGCUUGGAAAACGUGAUAGUGAAAGAGUCGGAACAGUGUCUAGUAGGUACCAUCAAGGUACGUAAUCUGGCGUAUGACAAGGAAGUCGUGGUCAGGGUGAGCAACGAUUCUUGGAAGACACACGAGGACGUUCAUUGCACCUAUGUUGAACAACCGGGUUCUCCGGCCCUGAUUCUUUACGAUACCUUCCGCUUCCGAUUAACUCUACCAUUGAAAUCAAAUGUGAUAGAAUUUUGUGUACGAUAUCGAACCGAUGGGAAAGAAUAUUGGGAUAACAACGAGGGAAAGAAUUUUAUCGUUCGAAAAAAGUUAGAGCCACGAGCACCACCCAAACGAUACGAUAUUUUGACAACGUGCGAUGGCUUUUCAAAGAACAAUAACCGAGAUAGUAUACCACGGAUCACAGAUGCAACCAAAGCGAACGUACGCACGUGGAGCGAGUUCGCAUCCUGGCAGCAUCUUGCAAAUGAUGCUCCAUACUGGUGAAUUUUUGUCACUGGUCACAAACGAUGUACAAAUGUCGUACGAAUUCUUCCAAUCUAUCUGAUUUAACGAUCACAAGACGUAGACCAUGCGGGACGAGGUGGCAAUAUAUCUACGUAUACACAAGAUUAUCGUACGAAAACACGUGUAAUAUUCACACGAUAGCGUAUAAGUGUAAAGAUGGACAUCAAGAUCAAAGGAACGUAGAAGAGAAUAAUGACAAAAGAAGGGAAGCGAUGGACUGUGAUUUAAGUUCAAAUUAUAAAAGAAUAUGCUUUAACGGAAGAAAAAGAGACAUAAUCAGAGGUCGAUAGCGCGGAACAGGCGAGAAAGGAGGCACUAGUCGCGUUACAUUUAUGAUUGCAACGUGCAGAACAGACAUAUACAGUGUACAGGAACUUACACAAUCGUAUAAGAGAGACAAUAUGCAAACAGAUGUACAAAAAAUCAUGGAUCUAGAUUUGAUGGAUGUUUGUUCUGAAGCUUCUCCAGAUUUUCUACCAAUUUGUGGUCAUCAUAUAUCUUCUCGUUCAUCGUCUUCCUUCUUUCCUCUUCCUCUUUCCUGGAACUUGGCUGCCAAGAGCUGAGGAUGUCCAUUAAGAUAAAUUUCCACCUUUGAAUUGACCAAAUCUCGCUGGUCUCGUCUGUUCCUCUUUUUCUUUCUUAAUAUUAUCUUCUUUUUCUCUAUCUCUCUGUAUUUCUUUUUUUUGUUUCUUUUCGACGUACAAACUUGCACAAUUGUGUUAGUAGAAUUUUUUUUAAUGGGAUGGACCAAGGGAUCUUAAAUAAAUAACGCAGGAUAAAAAAAAAGCUCAGAAAAUAAUCAAUUACAUGAAGUGAAAGAUUAGAAUUAAAAGUGUGCCGAAUGUGGUUUCAAAUGGAAUAAUUAUUACAAUUUAAUAUUAAUUGUUGUAAUGUAAAAUAACAUAACAUUUUUUGGAUCGCUUAUUUUUUUUCUUUUUCUUUUUUUUUUUUUUUUUAGAUAUUAUUUUAUGUAAAAGUUUAAAUGUCAAUUAAAAUGUUCCAAUCAUAAUCGCUUAAAAUAGAAAAAUAAUUAUAUGGAAAAAUAAUAAUUUCCGUUAGUGUAA
Molecule: messenger RNA, 2286 nt
Organism: Apis florea (little honeybee)
Lineage: Eukaryota; Metazoa; Arthropoda; Insecta; Hymenoptera; Apidae
Gene: Gbs-70E
Product: Glycogen binding subunit 70E
Biological process (GO): regulation of glycogen biosynthetic process
Cellular component (GO): protein phosphatase type 1 complex
Molecular function (GO): glycogen binding; protein phosphatase 1 binding
Source: RefSeq, a predicted model, not a curated record